This is a messenger RNA of Microdochium trichocladiopsis, 708 nucleotides long. RefSeq lists its product as uncharacterized. The record is from RefSeq and is a predicted model, not a curated record. The coding region runs from base 1 to 708 and encodes 235 amino acids. NCBI's taxonomy places the organism in Eukaryota, Fungi, Ascomycota, Sordariomycetes, Xylariales, Microdochiaceae. The transcript has 4 exons.
AUGGCCUUCUUCGUCAAUGGCGUCCCGGUGGCCAUGCCGCCGCCCGAGGGCUACAUCGUGGACUUUGACAACCCGCAACGCAACAGCGUCACAGCGGCCUAUUGCCUCUACGGCAUCGGCAACGCUCUUGCGCUCCUAAUGAUGGGCCAGAGAGUCUAUUUCCGGGCUGCAAUUCAGAAAACGGUCUACCUCGAGGAUGCCUUUCUCGGUGUUGCUUAUGUCUUUUCUGUUGUCCUCCAGACACUGAUUAUAAGAGACUUCGCAAGAGGCAUCAUGGGCACACACGUCUACGAGAUGCCGCUGCCAAAGUUCUCGCUGUUCCUGACGGCUCUCUACCAGCUGCCCAUCCUGUACAACCCGGUGCAGUGCGGGACCAAGAUGGCGCUGCUGCUCGUCUACAACCGCCUCACGCCCGAGCUCUGGUUCCGCAUCCCCGUCUGGACCACCAUGUUCAUCGUGUGCGCGGCGACCGCCGUCCUGCAGUUCGUCACCAUCUUCCCCUGCAGCCCCGUCCGGGGCGCCUGGGACCUGGCCAUCACCGAGUCCACAUGCAUGGACCGGCCGGCAAUCUACAAGGCGAUAGCCAUCAUGGGCGCCGCGACCGACGCGAUCGUGCUGGCCGUGCCCAUGCCGCCGGUCUACCGGCUCCGGGUGCCGCUGCGGCAGAAGAUUGGGCUCGCUGCGUUGUUCAGCGUUGGUGCUCUGUAA